Molecule: messenger RNA, 1557 nt
Organism: Terrapene triunguis (Three-toed box turtle)
Lineage: Eukaryota; Metazoa; Chordata; Testudines; Emydidae
Gene: TMEM116
Product: transmembrane protein 116
Exons: 11
Coding region: 44-1144 (366 amino acids)
Biological process (GO): adenylate cyclase-activating G protein-coupled receptor signaling pathway
Cellular component (GO): plasma membrane
Molecular function (GO): G protein-coupled receptor activity
Source: RefSeq, a predicted model, not a curated record
AGCGCAGAGCUCAGUGCCCCGGGGAAGGGGCUGCCGGCGCCCGAUGGCCCUCGCAGCGCAGGCGGCCGGGCUCAAUGUCACCCGGCUGGACGGGGACUGGCAGGUUUACUCUGCUAUAAAAUGGAUACAGUUUGUCAUGGCCACGUUAAGUGUUACAGGUUCCAGCUCAAUUAUUGCCUAUGCGGUCUUUCAAAAUGUAGUGAGGUCCCCAGAGGUGCGCCCUCUGUUCUACCUGAGCCUCUCUGACCUGUUUCUGGGCAUGUGCUGGCUCAUUGGGGCUCUUCUCUCUACCACACCAACCACAAAUCAAGAUGUUGUCUGCUAUAAUCUUCAAACAACUGGUCAGAUCUUUUAUGUAGCCUCUUUUCUGUACACUGUCAACUAUACCUGGCAUCUGUACGUGGAUUUAAAGGUAAAAUACAAUCAGAACCUGUACAGCAUGUCCCCUCUGGUUUUAGAUCAUGCAAAUCGCAUUGGCCGAAUAGCAACAAUUUUGUCCAGCGUCAUCCCUUUCUUAUUAAUGGUUCCUGUGUUUUGUCUGGGCAACAGCAAUGAUUGCUACCAGAACUUCAGCCAGAACAACGGGUGUCUCCUGAUGCACACAGAAACGGCCAUGCUCACUGGCCAACUGCAAACCCAUGGUGUCUCUGUUUGUUCUGUGAUAUAUUUCUAUGGCGUUGGAGUCUUCCUGGUCUCCUUCCUGAUCAGCUUCAUAGCCAUUAUGGUUCUUCUCAUCCAAGCCCGAGCUUUGUACAAAAGGUUCAUAAACUCAACAGGAUUCCUGGGUGAUCAACAGUGGGCAAUGAUAAAGAUAGUGGAACAACAAGUGGUUUUCUACCCUAUCGCUUUCUUCUGUUGUUGGGGCCCAGCCGUCCUCCUCGGAAUAGUGAAGUUGACUGUUUCAGUGAACAGCAGAAUCUGCAUGGCUCUUUAUAUUCUACAGGCUCUAACAGCAGCUUCCCAGGGGCUCCUAAACUGCAUCGUUUAUGGGUGGACCCAGCACAUGUUCCGCUGCAUGAAACGCAAUGCUUGCCGUGACAUCGACACGCAGACACCUCUCUUACGUUCCCAGAAGAAGUACUAUGCCAGCACGUUCCCCACCAGCACCCAGGCAGCAGCUGUAGCUACAUCCACGGUGUUGUGACAAUUCUCUGCCCAGAAGGAAUGGGCAGCAUGUUGCCUUGCAACCCUGGCCCGGUCAUGUCUGUGAGACAUCAGCCAGAGCUCUUCUGCUGAUUUUCUUGUUCGGAACUGUUUUGUCAGUAACACGUGCAGAGUUAGGCUGGAAAAGCCUGAGCACAUCUAGCCGGAGAUCAGCUGUUUCACGGAAGAUCAUUAUUUAUUUUAUAGUUUUUCAUGACUUUGUAAUGGAUUAUUUUACCUUUGUAAGCCAUUUAGUGCAGUCUUUUCCUUAUGGAAACAUCUCCAGGAUUUGCUGGGAAUUGUACAUCAGAGAUCCUUUACAGCUCCUUAAAGACCUUUCUCAUAAGAGUAGAUGACCAGGGGAUGUUUGUCUUACCUCGGUGAUGAUCAGAUAUUUGUAAUUACAAUUGAACA